CACCCCUUCAAGAUCAAGGACAGUGCAUAAGUAUGACGUAACCACAACAUCGUCUGCCGGGCGGCGCGAGGAGACACGAGCAGCAUGACCCUCUUAUCCCGUGCCUCCUGCAGCCUCCUCAGGGUCAGGCCAGCAUGCAGGUCGCCCUUCAAGUGGGCCCGGCCAGCAGCAUGGUACUGCACCACAGCAGGACCUCUGCCACUGGAGAGGAUCAGGAACAUUGGCAUCUCAGCACACAUCGACUCAGGCAAGACAACCUUAACAGAACGCAUCCUGUACUACACUGGCAGGAUAGAGGAGAUGCACGAGGUACGUGGGAAGGACGGUGUUGGCGCGGUGAUGGAUAGCAUGGAGCUGGAGAGACAGCGCGGCAUCACCAUCCAGAGUGCUGCCACUUACACCAUGUGGAAGGAUCACAACAUCAACAUCAUCGACACACCAGGGCAUGUGGACUUCACGGUGGAGGUGGAGAGGGCGCUGCGAGUUCUGGAUGGUGCUGUGCUGGUGCUGUGUGCCGUGGGAGGUGUGCAGUCCCAGACCCUGACAGUCAACAGGCAGAUUCAGAGAUAUAGCGUUCCCUGCCUGGCCUUCAUCAACAAGCUGGACCGCAUGGGAGCGAACCCCUACCGUGUGCUGAACCAAAUGAGAUCAAAGCUUCAUCACAAUGCAGCAUUUAUUCAGCUCCCCAUUGGCCUGGAGGGGAACACACUGGGGGUGGUGGACCUGGUGGAGGAAAGGGCUAUCUACUACGAAGGAAACUUAGGAACCUUCCUGCGUUAUGAUGAGAUCCCUCAAGAGAUGCGAGUGGAGAGUGAGGAGAGGCGGCUGGAGCUGAUCGAACACCUCUCCAAUGUUGAUGAACACUUGGGAGAAAUGUUCUUAGAGGAGAAGACACCCACAAAUGAUGACCUGCAUGCCGGGAUCCGCAGGGCCUGUCUGGCUCGCAGCUUCACGCCAGUCAUGAUGGGCACAGCACUCAAGAACAAGGGUGUGCAGACUCUGCUGGAUGCCGUGCUGCGCUACCUCCCCAACCCAGCAGAGGUGGAGAACAGGGCACUGGUGCAGGACACCGCUGGAAAGGAGACCAAGGUGCUGCUGCACUCAGCCAGGGACAAGAGUCAUCCCUUCGUGGGUCUGGCCUUCAAGCUGGAGGCCGGCAAGUAUGGGCAGCUCACCUAUGUUAGGGUGUACCAGGGAGGUCUCAAGAAGGGCGACAACAUAUUCAACACUCGCACCAACAAGAGGGUGAAAGUGUCCCGUCUGGUCCAGCUCCACAGCAACAACAUGGAGGACGUGAAUGAGGUGUUUGCUGGGGACAUUUGUGCUUUAUUUGGCAUUGACUGUGCCUCAGGGGACACCUUCACCACCCAACCCAAGUACCCUAUCUCCAUGGAAAGCAUGUAUGUGCCAGACCCAGUCAUCUCUAUGUCCAUCAAGCCCAAGAACCCCAAGGACCUUGACGCGUUCAGCAAGGCUGUCAACCGCUUCACCCGAGAGGAUCCCACCUACCGCAUCCAGUGGGACACUGACAACAAGGAGACCAUCGCGUCUGGCAUGGGGGAACUACACCUGGAGAUCUAUGCACAGAGGAUGCAGCGGGAGUAUGGGUGUGAGGUGACGAUGGGGAAGCCUAAGGUGGCCUUCCGUGAGACACUCGUUUCCCCUGUCGAGUUCAAUUACGUCCACAAGAAGCAGAGUGGCGGUGCGGGGCAGUACGGCCACAUCAUCGGGCUGGUGGAGCCGCUGCCCACAGAGGAGAACACCCAGCUGGCCUUUUCAGACGAGACAAUGGGUACCAGCGUUCCCAAGCAGUUCAUUCCAGCCAUUGAGAAAGGCUUCAAGGAAAUGUGCAAUAAAGGCAUGAUGACAGGCCACAAGAUCGCUGGCGUGAGGUUUCGAGUGCUGGACGGCUCAAGCCACAUGGUGGAUUCCAAUGAGAUCUCCUUCAUCAUGGCAGCUCAAGGUGCCAUGAAGCAAGCCUAUGAAUUUGGGGCAUGGAUGGUACUGGAGCCAAUCAUGUCUGUGGAGAUCACUGCACCCGAGGAGUUCCAGGGCGUGGUUACCUCCCACAUGAACAAGAGGCACGGCAUCAUCACGGGCACAGACGCCAAUCAGGGCUGGUUCUCUCUAUACUGUGAGGUUCCCCUCAACGACAUGUUUGGGUACGCCAAUGAGCUGCGGUCCUCAACACAAGGCAAGGGAGAGUUUGCCAUGGAGUACUCGUGUUACCUGCCAGCACGCUCUGAGGUCAUGGACGAACUGAUGAACCAGCAGGAUUCCCAGACACAGCCUGAGGCAGCCAAGAAGAGCAGAAGAUAAGACCAGAUCUAGUUUUAGCUCUAUUUUCAUAAGUGUUGUCCUCCCAUCAAGUGGUUGGAGCUCAGGUGCAAGCUUACAUGCCGCAGCUUGAUGAGUGUAUGUGUUUAUAAAAUCACCUUUAUUUUUCUCCAGUAAAAACCUCUACAGUUGACUGACUGCAGAGAAUGAAUCCAGGAUGAAUGUUUUAUAUAUUGUGGAACAUUUAUAAUUUCAUUCCAAAUCUCCAGAGAAACAACAGCGUCUUGAUCCCAGUCAUUGCCUUGCCUUGGUUGGCAAGCCAAAUUUGGGGUGAAUGUUUGAGUUUUUAAUUCUUUUGCUGGGUGUGUACAAACUGAUAUAUAUAGUAAGUAAUAGGUUAAUUUAUCUCUUUACAAGUACUCAUCUGAUAUUAAUUUAUCCACUGCACUGUAAUCAUUCAUUCAGAAUUGUACAUUGGAAAUAUUUGUAAAUAACAUACAUCUACCUUAAACAAUAGAAAUGUCUGUUAUUUGUUAUUUAUUAAACAAUGAAAACUAAAAAAAGAGAACCUUUAUCAGGUUAUCAACAUUUAAAAAUAAAUAAAACAUUAAAAACAA
Messenger RNA from Portunus trituberculatus (swimming crab), 2894 nucleotides. RefSeq names its product elongation factor G, mitochondrial-like (gene mEFG1). Bases 85 to 2319 code for a protein of 744 amino acids. NCBI's taxonomy places the organism in Eukaryota, Metazoa, Arthropoda, Malacostraca, Decapoda, Portunidae. The record is from RefSeq and is a predicted model, not a curated record. Gene Ontology annotation, biological process: mitochondrial translational elongation. Gene Ontology annotation, cellular component: mitochondrion. The transcript is spliced from 15 exons. Gene Ontology annotation, molecular function: GTP binding; GTPase activity; translation elongation factor activity.